Molecule: messenger RNA, 3036 nt
Organism: Budorcas taxicolor (takin)
Lineage: Eukaryota; Metazoa; Chordata; Mammalia; Artiodactyla; Bovidae
Gene: ZDHHC8
Product: zinc finger DHHC-type palmitoyltransferase 8
Biological process (GO): protein palmitoylation
Molecular function (GO): palmitoyltransferase activity
Source: RefSeq, a predicted model, not a curated record
CUGCCGGCCCCGCCCGCCCGGCCCCGGGGAGGGAUGCGGCGGCGCGGCACCCAGGAUGCCCCGCAGCCCCGGGACGCGCCUCAAACCCGCCAAGUACAUCCCGGUGGCCACGGCGGCCGCGCUGCUGGUCGGCUCCAGCACCCUGUUCUUCGUGUUCACGUGCCCGUGGCUGACGCGCGCCGUGUCCCCAGCCGUCCCCGUCUACAAUGGCGUCCUCUUCCUCUUCGUCCUGGCCAACUUCAGCAUGGCCACCUUCAUGGACCCUGGCGUCUUCCCCCGAGCGGAUGAGGACGAGGACAAGGAGGACGACUUCCGGGCCCCGCUGUACAAGAACGUGGAUGUGCGGGGCAUCCAGGUCCGCAUGAAGUGGUGCGCCACCUGCCACUUCUACCGCCCGCCGCGGUGCUCUCACUGCAGCGUCUGCGACAACUGCGUGGAGGACUUCGACCACCACUGCCCCUGGGUCAACAACUGCAUCGGGCGCCGCAACUACCGCUAUUUCUUGUUCCUGCUGUCGCUCAGCGCGCACAUGGUGGGCGUCGUCGCCUUCGGGCUGGUCUACGUGCUGAACCAUGCGGAGGGGCUGGGCGCCGCCCACACCACCAUUACCAUGGCCGUCAUGUGUGUGGGCCUCUUCUUCAUCCCCGUCGUCGGCCUCACGGGCUUCCAUGUGGUGCUGGUCACUCGGGGCCGCACCACCAACGAGCAGGUGACGGGGAAGUUCCGUGGGGGCGUGAACCCCUUCACCCGCGGCUGCUACGGGAACGUGGAGCACGUGCUGUGCAGCCCUCUGGCGCCCCGGUAUGUGGUGGAGCCGCCCCGGCUGCCGCUGGCUGCUCGCCUGAAGCCGCCCUUCCUUCGGCCGGAGCUCCUGGAGCGAGCGCCUCCGCUCAAGGUCAAGCUUAGUGACAAUGGGCUGAAGGCUGGCCUGGGCCGCAGCAAGUCCAAGGGCAGCCUGGACCGGCUGGAUGAGAAGCCCCUGGACCUGGGCCCGCCACUGCCCCCAAAGGUGGAGGCCGGCACGUUUGGCAGCGACCUGCAGACCCCACGCCCGGGCAGUGCUGAGAGCGCCCUGUCGGCACAGAGGACCAGCCCCCCGACACCCGCCAUGUACAAGUUCCGGCCCGCCUUUCCCACGGGUCCCAAGGCGCCAUUCUGCGGGCCGGCAGGGCAGGUCACAGGCACCGACUCCCUGACGCUGGGGGAGGACAGCAUCCACAGCCUGGACUUUGCAUCCGAGCCCAGCUUGGACCUGCCUGACUACCCACCCCUCAGCGCGGCCGACACCUUCUCAGGCGCCCUGCGCUCCCUUAGCCUCAAGGCGGCCAGUCGGCGGGGCGGGGACCACGUGGCCCUGCAGCCCCUGCGCUCUGAGGGUGGGCCCCCCACGCCCCACCGCAGCCUCUUUGCCCCCCACGUGCUGCCCAACCGCAACGGCAGCCUGUCCUACGAUAGCCUGCUGAACCCCAGCUCCCCGGGGGGCCACGCCUGCCCGGCCCACCCCGCAGCCGGCGCCCCCGGCUACCGCUCACCCUACCUGCACGCGGGGGCACCAGGCGACCCGCCGCGGCCGCCGCCCCGCAGCUUCAGCCCGGCGCUGGGCCCGCGGCCGCGGGAGCCCUCGCCCGUGCGCUACGACAACCUCUCCCGGACCAUCAUGGCCUCCAUCCAGGAGCGCAAGGACAGAGAGGAGCGGGAGCGGCUGCUGCGCUCUCAGGCCGACUCUCUCCUCGGCGACUCGGGCGUCUACGACACGCCCAGCUCCUACAGCCUGCAGCAGGCCGGCGUGCUGUCCGAGGGCCCACGUGGCCCCGGGCUGCGCUGCGGCUCCCGGGAUGACCUGGUGGCUGGGCCUGGCUUCGGGGGUGCCCGCAACCCCGCGCUGCAGACCUCGCUGUCCUCGCUGUCCAGCGCGGUGAGCCGGGCGCCACGGACCUCCUCCUCCUCCCUGCAGACAGACCUGGCCAGUAGCGGCGGCCCAGGGGCCCGGCCCACCAGCGGCCCGCACAGGUCGCCGGCGCACCAGGUGCCCCCGUCUCCACCUGGCACCCCCUGCUCACCCUCCUAUGCCGGCCCCAAGGCCGUCGCCUUCAUCCACGCGGACCUCCCGGAACCGCCGCCCUCGCUGGCUGUGCAGAGGGGCUGGAUCGGCACCUGCAGCCGUGGAUGGGGGCGGCGCGGCCAGCCCUGGGCGCCCCCCGGCCUGCACCUGUGCCACUUCGGCCUCCCAGAGGACCACCCGCCGCUGCGGGCCCCCUGGAGCCCAGCCCCAGGGGCGCCUCCCCGGGGGGCUGUGUGCCGGCUGCACUUGGCUGCCUCUAGCCUCUUCCCCAGCCUCUCGGGGCCCGAGCGGGACACCAAGUAGGCCACUUUGGGGCCCCGGAGGGCUGGGCUGCUGUGGACCCUAGGGGCCCUGGGGCCUCCGUUCCACCAGCCACAGCUAGACUUGACCCCCAGCCUGCCAGGGCCCAUGACCCUGCGCCCUCCCGGCUCAGGAGGCCCCCGCCCGCCGCAGAGGGUCAGACCCCCCAGGCGGGGGCCCCAGAGCUGCUGGGGCCACCACAGCCUUCUGGGCUGUCUCUGCCCCCGCACCUGACCCCCUGCCUGACCAAGCACUUUACGCGUCCCUUCCUUCCCAGGGAGCCCGGCCUCUGUGGGCUGGGCCAGGCCGGGUGGGGGUCUCAAGCAGCCCCUGCAGGCCUCUGCACUGCCCCCUCCCCUUGCACCCUGCACAUGAGCGGAUGCCUUAAGCUCCUGCAGCAGCCAGCCAGAGGAGACCCCAGCCCGCCAGCCCUGCCCCGACGGUCUUCCUUCCUUCUCUGCACACCUGGGGUACUCAGAGGGCCCCGCCAUCCCCAGCCCUGCAGCCCCCAGCCAGCUGGGCCCCCCUGAUGCCCCCAGGGGCGGGGCAGGGCCUUGGCCAGCCCCCAUCUCUCGCCAGCAGAGCUGUUUCUCCCACGUGGGGACGAGCAGCCACAAAUCUGGUCUCUUGUUCUGAAAGGAUCCCCUCGCCCCAGUUUAAUGCAGAAAAUAAAA